AUGGACCGCGAGCUGGAGGCGCCGCCGGCCCGGCCAGCGCUCCCGGGGGAGCCUCCCUUCCAAGCGCUGGUGGAGGCGGUGGGCGGACGCGGGCAGGUGUUGCUGGUGGGCGAGCUGUGGGAGCGCGAGCAGAGUCGCGCACUGCUGCGGGACUUCGCCCGGGCGGUGUUCCCGACCGAGCAAGCCGCGGGCAAGGCGGGCAACGCGGUGGCCGAGGGCGCUGGGCCCGGCGCGCCGCGGGCGAGGUGGGCACCCGGGACGGCGAGGGCGCGCGCCAUCCACUCGCCGCUCGUCUUCGUGCUGUGCCGCGCGUCGUCGCUGGCCGCCAGGGAGCCGCGGCGCCGCCUGCGGGAGAUGCUCCGGGAUGUGCGCGAUCGGCGGGCGGCCGGCGCGGCGCUGGUCGGGGUGCUGGUGGCUGAGGCCGGGCCCGAGGACUCGGUGGCGCCGGUGUUGCGGCGUCUGGAGGCGCUGCUACGCACCGUGUUCGGCCGCCAGGCGGGGGGCCCGGUGCAGGCGGCCGCCUACUGUCCCGGCCACCCAACCUCCAGCCUGGCAGUCCAGGCGGCAGCUAGCAGAGCCCUGCAAGCCGCCGGUCCCGCACGACCAGUGGAAGGAGCCUGGGAGAGACCCGGGCUCCCAGCGCUGCUGGCCUGCUUCUCCUGGGGUCCCUGGAGCCGGAGGAAGGACCCACACGCAACCUCCCCCGGUGGCCCAGCUCAGGGUACCCUCCGGGAGCCCGAGGAGGAGCUGGCGCUGACCGUCGUGCUUCCCAACGGAGACUGUGAGGAUCCCGGGAAGGCGCCAGGUGCCUGCCGCGGCGCCAGCCACGCUCCCGCGGAGCCCGCUGGAGACUCGAGAUGAAGCCUGGACCCCCGGGCUGCCCAGCUCUGACCUGAGGACUGCGGGCUGACUCCUCAUCACUGAGCCCCCAGGUCUCCAGGUCGACCGUGGGGUGGCCGGCAGUACAAAGGCCCCACCUUCCAGGGAGCGGUUGCAUGGACCGUUUCCCAGAAAGGCGGCGGGACUUAGGAAGCGAAGCCGGACCUAGGAAAACGGACCAUCUGGGAACUUGUCCUCCCCUCAUGUUUGGUCACGCUGUUUUGGGUCAGGAGAUGGUUUUUUUCUUUCUGUGCCUUGGUUUCUCUAUGCCAUUGAUGGCUGUCUACUUUGAGGCCUUGUGGUGCUGUGGUGUCCCAUGGUUGCAUGUGUGAGCAUCCAUCAUUUCAGGUGCGGCUGGAAAGAACUGUGGACCAGACAGAAAUCAUCAGAUAGAGGGGGAGGCGGGUCUUGGACCUGUCACUCUGUCAAUGACCAGGCUAUCCCCAUGCCGCAGGCAGCACUAGAAAUGCGGGCUGCCCCCGGCAUGUAGCAGCAUCUCCCAUUACGUAGGACAAACUCUAAUAGCAUAGAAUUACUCCACUCAAAAUGCCAGUCAUGGCACCUUUGAGAAACUCUGAAGGAGCCCAUGUCUUCUCCCUGUCAAAAUCUAGGAAGAGUCUCCCAGGCAGAGAGGGUUGGGCUUCCUGGACCAUCGGUCCUGAACAAGCCAGAAUAAAGACUGCACUGCCACCUGGGCUGGAGGGACCAGAGUCAAGGAGCUCCGUGUGCUGCUGGCCCAGGACAGAAAUAGCCUUAUACACCUGUGAGAAGAAAGGUCUUUCUUUCUUCCUCAUGUUGACAUUGAUCUUCAGUGCCAAGUCCUUUAAGAAUAAGGAUGUUGGGAACUGUCCACAGCACCAAAGAGAAGGAAAGUUAGGUUGUGGAUUAAUGCAAGGGCAUAGGACUUGCUCUCAAUCUCAGGUCCUACCCCAGGGUCAAAGCCGACCCAGCCCGGAAGUGCUGAGUGCCUGAAUCCCUUUUUUCUCCGUGAGUCAGACAGGAUCCAUGAUGUUCCUUUAAAAGCCAGCAAGGCCAUCUGUUCACUCAGAGAGGGAAUUCUUCAUUACCUCCCUCGUCUUCCCCACCUGCCCCUGGAGAAAGCCAGCCUUUGGAAUGGCGAGGACAGCUCCUGAUUGUCCCUCGCAGGAAGUACUCCCUCAGGGAAGAGGCUACCUUCAUUCAUUCACGCCUGAUGCACCCAGCAGACGUGCAGUUGUGCCUGCCGUUUGCCCAGCAUCCUGCCAGGCGCUGUGUCGCUUCCUCGAGAUAUUUCUGCUCUCUGUGUGACUGGUGCCAAAAUGUGGAAUGGGAGACCUUCUGCCGCUGAGAGACAAUGUUAAAGACCACCCCUUAAUGCUCUAUGCCUCAGCUCAGCCUCUGCAACAGGGGGCCUAAUCCCUGCUGGUGGGAGGCCGGGUCGGAGGACACCUGAUUUGCGGUGGGUUGACAGCAUGUGUCAUUUUAAUAAUGCAAAGCUAUCUCACCAGUCGAAGGACCCGUCUGGCUUCCUUCUACACAAGAAUGAACUCGAUGAAUUACUGCUGAUUUUGUUUUAAAGUAGAGGGACUGGUGUCGUUGAAGCUGCUAUGUUUUUUCUAUUUAUCCAUUAAUUUCUUUGUAAUGAUUUGGUUAGACUUGUAUUAUUUGGGGCAGGGAGGGAGCUUUUCUUAAGUUAGAAAAUUGUCUAAGGCAGAAGCCACAAGGCAGCAGCUUCUGCUGUAUUUAAAAACUUAGGAGUUCAUUGUCAAUAUUCGAAACCUAGGAGAUUGCACAUAUUAAAAAGCUUGUUUUCUGGGUGGAGGAUGGCGCGUGCCAUCAUCUCUACCCCCCGACUUGGGCCCCUCUCCCAAGCCCCCCCACUGCCCUUCACUUAUAUAGGCCCCCUGCCUGGUCCCGGUCCUGGUGGGCAUCCGAGUGCCCGAGCCUCAGGUAUAAAGAACGGGUGGUUUGCACAUUUUUUGCAUUACCUUCAGUAUUUCCUGUGAAUAGUUGAAGAGAGAAGGUCUUUCUGGACGACGCUUUAGGUUCUGCCUCCCGACUGACGCAGACGGGACUGAGGCUCUUCCAGGCCUAUCUUGGCUUCCGUGAGACACGGCCGUGCCUUCAGGAACAGACUAGUCGCUCUUCUCUAGCAGACAGAAGAGUUAGGUGCCGGGAGGGACCGUGGCGGUGGGUCUCCGCUCCAAGGGCCAUGUACAAGGUCUGACAGCUGGGAUGGGCCUGUCUGAGGGUGGAUUCCCCGGGUUAGGUGAGUGGUAGCAGCAGCCGUGGGCGAGGGGCCUCUGGCAGGUCGCAGUCUGGGCCCGGGGGUACUAAUCUUGGUAAAGUGGCAGUCGUAGUGCUUCUGACUGAGCGGAUAACUCCUUGGAUCUAAUAAAGCCAAACAGCACCUCACUGCGGUCUAAGCAAACACAGG
Pteronotus mesoamericanus is the source of this 3295-nucleotide messenger RNA. It is a transcript of the gene CUNH2orf72, whose product is annotated as chromosome unknown C2orf72 homolog. The record is from RefSeq and is a predicted model, not a curated record. Bases 1 to 861 code for a protein of 286 amino acids. The transcript has 3 exons. NCBI's taxonomy places the organism in Eukaryota, Metazoa, Chordata, Mammalia, Chiroptera, Mormoopidae.